AUGGCUGACGGCAAUGACUGGCGAAGGAGGAUCCUCCUUCUGGUCACAACGGGUGGCUUCACCCAUGCUGCUCCUGUCCUUGAGAUUGGCGCCGCCCUCGCCUCCCGAGGCCACGAGAUCCAAUUCGCAACAUGCGCCGGCCAAGAAUCCUGGGCAAAUGACUACCCCUUCAUCAAGACCAUCCACACGACAGGCCCCGCAGCGCCAGAAGAUGAGAUGGACGCCCACUACGAGCGCAUGCGCCUCUGGACGCACAAGGACGGCUUUGCUCCCAUGUGCAAAUCCAAGUACCUCUUCGAUCGCUUCUGGACCGACGCCUACAAGUGCGUGCGAGCACUGUGCCUGGACGCCUCUACACAGCCCGACUUUAUCAUUGCCGACUGGUUUGCCGACAAUGUCGCAAGGGACAUGCUCAAGCAGUUCAACGUCCAGAUCGCCAGCGUCUGGCCUCAGAUGCCCUUUAUCAUGGCUCCCGUGAGCUAUCAGCCCGGCCAGCCCGGCUAUCAAGCCGACGGAGCCAUGACUUCAGAAUUCGCAACCCUGAUGUCAAGAUUCCGAAACGAAUUCGUUGUCGUCGCCGCCAUCCCGACCGUUAUAGGCUUCCUGCGCUGGACGAGGAAGAUGCGCGCCGAUGCUGGCGUUCAUUAUAGCCAACCAAUUCUGACCAAGCCAGACUAUCUCGUCCUGGUCAACUCGUUCUGGGGCCUCGAAACCCCUAAGGAGUUACCACCACUGAUGGCCUCAGUCGGUCCCAUCCUGGGCGACGAGUAUCCGCCUCUGGACCGAGAUCUAGCUGAGUUCCUAGAAACGCACGACAAAACCAUCUACGUCUCCCUUGGAACUCACGUUGCUCUCCCGGCUGAAGAGCUCGAAAAGGUAACCCUGGGCCUCAUUCAGGCUCUUGAUGCUGGCUCUAUCAACGGCGUCAUCUGGGCCAUCCCUCGCAAGGGCCGGGCCAAGUUCGAUACGUCAAAGUCCUACCCCCUCGCCGACGGCUCCAUCCUCAAUGUAGCAGAGAUGCUCAAGGAUGCCCAUCCUCGCUUCCGCCUCCCCGUCUUUGCUCCCCAACGAGCUGUCCUAGAACACCCCAAUACGGCCCUAUUCCUCACACACGGCGGUGGUUCAAGCGCCAAUGAAGCCCUCUUCCAUGGCAAGCGAGUUCUGGUGGUCGGCUACUUCUUUGACCAACUCUGCAAUAGCUCUCGUCUCGUCACCGCCGGAGUCGGCCUCUCCCUCGACAAGUCAUACCUUACCCCCUCUUCCAUCGGCGACUCCAUCACAAAGGUCAUCCUCGACGCCGACGGCACCUUUGCCCGCAACGUGCGUCGCAUGCAGCGCAUUGCCGUCAUCAACUCUCGUAGAAAGGAGCUUGCCGCUGACCUCGUCGAGGAGGUCAUGGCCGAUCAGGAACUGCGGUUCCGUGACGGGGUUGAGCUUCGACCGAUGCAUCUGCAGACUGCCGAUGUGCGAAUGCCCAUUUGGAAGGCAAGGAACUGGGAUAUGUGGCUUGUUAGUAUGACGGGUCUUGCUGCGACUGGUUUUGUGAGCUGGUGGUUGGCGACCGAGGGUUGGAAGACGUUGCCGGGCUUGCUUAGACGUUCGGUCGGCGUGGGUAGGAAUUUUAUCCAAGGGGUGGUUGAAAAGCGACUGUGA
This is a messenger RNA of Fusarium keratoplasticum, 1653 nucleotides long. RefSeq lists its product as uncharacterized. The record is from RefSeq and is a predicted model, not a curated record. The transcript is spliced from 2 exons. Gene Ontology annotation, molecular function: UDP-glycosyltransferase activity. The coding region runs from base 1 to 1653 and encodes 550 amino acids. Lineage: Eukaryota; Fungi; Ascomycota; Sordariomycetes; Hypocreales; Nectriaceae.